CGCUCGGGCUUUUGUUCCUAUUGCGCCGGGCACAGGGGCAGCUCGAGUUGAGACUCCUGCCGAAGCUUCUCCCUCAUCCCCCGCACCACAUCCUCUGCUCAGAUGUUCAGCCAGCCAGGGUGUUAGUGUCAGCCGUCUCUGGUGCCUCUGUGUGAACUUGCGGGCAGGGCUGCUGCUGGGACCCAGGGCAGCAGCAGCAGGGAGGAGGCUGUUGAUUGAGCCGGAUUUAAAGGGGACUUGUGCUGCAAACAAUGCUCAGCAGCAGCAUCUGGAGCAGCCCUGGGGACCCAGCUACACAUUGCUACACACACAGCCAGGCGCAAUGACAGCAGCUGCCUGGAGUGGCUGCGGGCAGCAGGCAGGAGCAUGAAAUGAACGGAUCACUGCAGUGCUCAAGAUGAACUCCACCUUGGUUGGUAACCAGAGUGGGCGGCCAUUCUGCCUCCUGGCCAUUAGCUACUUGGAGACCAUAAAUUUUUGCCUCCUGGAGGUGAUUAUAAUAGUGUUUCUCACCGUGCUGAUCAUUUCAGGCAAUAUUAUAGUGAUAUUUGUCUUUCACUGUGCACCUUUACUGAACCACCACACCACCAGCUACUUCAUCCAGACGAUGGCAUAUGCUGACCUCCUGGUGGGUGUGAGCUGUCUGGUGCCUUCUUUGUCCUUACUCCACUAUCCCAUUGUUUUGAGAGAGUCCUUGGUUUGCCAGGUCUUUGGUUAUGUGGUAUCUGUGCUCAAAAGUGUCUCCAUGGCCUCUCUGGCUUGCAUUAGCAUUGAUAGAUACAUUGCCAUCACCAAACCACUGACCUACAAUAGUCUGGUCACCCCGUGGAGACUUCGCGUCUGCAUCCUGAUCAUUUGGUUGUACUCCUGUGUAGUCUUCUUACCUGCCUUCUUUCACUGGGGAAAGCCUGGAUAUCAUGGGGAUGUGUUUCAGUGGUGUGCCGACUCCUGGUACACUGAUCGCUAUUUCACUCUCUUCAUUGUGAUGAUGCUCUAUGCCCCUGCCGCUUUCAUCGUCUGCUUCACAUACUUCAAUAUCUUCCGCAUCUGCCAGCAGCACACCAAGGAAAUCAAUGAAAGGCGAGUGCGCUUCAGCUCCCAGGAUGGGGAGGCUGGGGAGGCACAGCACUGCCCCGACAAGCGCUAUGCCAUGGUUCUCUUCCGCAUCACCAGUGUCUUCUACAUCCUCUGGUUGCCCUACAUCAUCUAUUUUUUGCUGGAGAGUUCUGCUGUCUAUAGAAACCAUACUGCAUCCUUUUUGACCACUUGGCUUGCCAUUAGCAACAGUUUCUGCAACUGUGUCAUUUACAGUCUCUCCAACAGUGUGUUUCAGAAGGGGCUUAAGCGCCUCUCGGGAGUUGUUUGCACCUCUUGCGCAAGACAGAGGGUAGUUAAGGACUCCUCAACUUCUAGGAGCAAAAGACCUUCCAAUGGAUGCCAUGUCUAAGGAGCAGAUUGCUGUGACUGGGAAAUGCAGGCAGUCAUGUAAAUUGCAAAAUAAGUUAGAAACAGUUUUAAGAUGUCCAGGUUAGCAAAAAGGUUCCUGAGAAAUGCUGCUGACACAAAAAUCAGGAGCGUAUAUUAUUUUCACUUUAAAAUUUCAUUGUUGUGUUAGGGUAUGUGGUGUGUGAUGUCCAUAUUCAUUUUAAGAAUAAAGCUGUAUCCUGACAUUUUUUCUGGCAUAACUGAAUGUAGUGGGUGUGUGUGAGCUUCAGCAACUUUUUUUUUACAGCUUUACGAGGCUGUUUCAAGAUUUAUGCGUCACAUAGAAAUGAUUUCUCUCAAGUGGAAGUGUUAUAGUGUAGUGGUGUAUUGCAGGGAUUUUUUUGUGUGUAUGCCAAAGCAUACUGACUCUGUGUGUUCUUACACUGAAAUCUAGGGGGCCAAAUGGUUUGUCUUUCAGCUCUGUCUAGGCAGAGCUCUAGAAUAUAGUGAAUAAUGUGAACACUUCAACAUUAACUUAAACUUGUAAUGAGCCAUGAAUGCAGCAAUGUGAUCAAAACAGUGAGACACUUUUGAAAACUGAUCUGGUCUCUGUGCCCCAUUUUACUGGUAGAAUACUUGUAUGUGAUUGGAGUACAGUAUUUGCAUUUUUCUUUUUGAGCAGCUUGGAUCAGACCAAAGUUAGCAUUUUAAUAAAACAUCUUUUAUAAGCUAAGAAAAAAUAGUUGCUGUUUUAUGACAUCAGAAUUGUGGCAGUGAUUUGAGGAUGAUGCCUAGUUGUGAAAAUUAUUCUCAAAACACUGGAGAAAAGCUACUUCUGUUUGGAAAUUACUCAAGAACAACUAAAAAAAAAUCUGACCUGUUUUUUUAUCUAAAUUCUUCUGAUAUUUUACAUACUAGAACUUAAGGGGAAAAGGAAAGAAAAUUGUAGUUUAACCAGCCAAGGGAGCUAUGUUAUAAAUUUAACUACAGCAUUUGAGUUAUGGAUAACUGAACACACAGCUAAAUCAGGCAUUUAUCUUUAAUCCCAGGAAGCCUAAAGAAGGUUCGAAUAUAGCAGGAGCUAAUUCCUUUUGGCAAGCAUCUGUCAUAAACUGGUCAAACCAAGUACACUAUCUGAGAAACCAAGUUUUCGGUGAUUACAACUUUUUAGGGCUGGUUUAGAAUGGAGGCUUUUUGUGUGCUGUAAAGUCAUCAGGAAUGCACUGUGGCCCUCAACUAAAUUCAUUCUCUUUAAAAAUGCCAUUAACUCUUUAUUGAUUCAUGGAGCACUAUUUUAGUAGCUAAAGUGUCUGCAAAAUAUAAAUUCUUAACAGUAAUGGAUUGUAUUUUUCUAUCUCUGUGUCCUCAGUACAGGGAUGUGUAUUUUGUUCUGUUUUUUUCUCCCUUCACGUAAUACAUACCACAACCGAUCUACAGCUCACUUUUUUCAACGUGCAUCCAGUCUCUGUGUGCAAUAGGAGUGGGUUCUGGGGAAUUCUUUGAGCUCUCCACGUGUGUAGGAGUUGCAGUCACUGUGUGCUCUCAGUGCACAGAGGGACUGAACAAAAACCUAUGAGAAAUGGGUUACAAGACUUCUAAGACCUGGAGAAGUCUCUCUAGCUCAAGGGAAAAAUCACAAUUUGUGUUAUAAAAUAUAUUUAACUCAGAUCUUGGUUUUCUACCAUAGUAUGUCAUCCAUGAUGAAAGCUUACAAAGAUAACUUCCUCCUAUAGAUCCCCCAAAAUGUAAGAACAAAGGCUGUUGUAAUCCUGAUGCUUUUGUGGCCACUUUAUUAAUCAUUAUUUAUAUUGUGGCGCACCUAGAAAGCAGGGUCCCUUUUGCUUGGCACUGUGCAAAUAUAAAACAAAGAGACUGUCCCUAUCUCUAAGGGACAUGCUAUCUAAAUUUAAGGCUAAAGACAACAGGUGGAUAUGACUGACAGCAGUGGGGAGCUGAGGGUAACAGUGAGACAGUUAGGAAAGAUGUAGUAAGCAAGGGUCGCACCAGCUGGCUAAUCAUUCUCAAGUGUUUUGUAAGCAUUAUAGCAUAGAUGGUUUUUAAGGAGAGAUUUAAAGCUUUAAGUGACUAAUAUUUAGCAUUUAUGUUCAGUAUUAUUGAAAUACCCCUCAUGCAAAACACCACUGCUUUUCCAUGGUUCUGAGCUGUACUUAAAGUUUCAAGUGUUUGCGUAGAUAUAAUCUAAGCAUUAAAACAGCAUUUAACAUCAAGAUGAUUUAUGUCAGAUUUAUCCACUGGGUCCUAAAAUCCAUCACAGUAGGGUAUUAGGCGUAAGUGGAGGUCUGAAGGCAAAUAUUGCUGCAUCUUUCAGUUUGUGCACCAGGAAGGAGCAGUUGAAUGUUAGUGUACAGUAUAUUUGGGAAUAAGUGAAUUUAGCAAAAAUGAGGCGACUAAAUCCUGACAUUAGUAUUUAGCUUGUGCUGGAGCAGAUGCCAGCUUUACCCAACUGGCCCAGAGCUCUAUUCAAAAUACAACAGUUUACAGCUGCAGAUAUUUUUAAAACUUAACUUGGGAACAGCUGAACAAGUCAGCAUUACUCUGAUGGCUAGAAGGAAGGUAGUGCAGCUGUAACUUACAGCUGUGAGAUUCACUUACAAAGUGUUUAUUAAAAACUAGGCUUUUGCUCUCUCUCAAUUGCCAUAUUCAAAUUCGCUGUCAGUUUCAUUUUAUCUCAAUCUUCAUCAGUUAAGUUGCUUUUCAUGAGAUGCAGGAAGCAAAACCUGGGCUUCUAGGGAAUUAAAAAUCAGAACAAAUAGUAGAUGCAUCCCAUUUUCCUAUGCAACAUCUUUCACAGAUGCUUCUGAAAGGUGAAACCGUCUCCGACUGUACGGUUAGCUUUAAACCAGACUUGUCUCAAUUACAUCUAGUAUUUAAAUUUUUUGUUUUUAAAUAUCUUUCAUAUACUCCUUUCAUUUGACACAACGGGAGAUUUGUAUGUAGUUUAAAAGCUACUGCACCAAAUUCAUAUCACACAUAACUAUUAACUUCAGCUAAGUUACAUCAGGACUGAAUCUGUCCCAGUGUGCUUGGGACCAAGUGAGAGAGAGAUAAUUUUACACUCUGUUACCUUGUUUUGUCAGGAGUUCACUUAACUUUGUUUGGUAUGUAGUUGACAUGAAGCCCAGUGCUUGUUUUGGAAAUGUUGUGAUGAAGGGAGCAUAGAUGUAAAAAUUAUUUGUAUUUUUAUGAAAAUACUAAGUCUGCUAUGAAACUUCCAUGAGCU
Molecule: messenger RNA, 4666 nt
Organism: Gopherus evgoodei (Goodes thornscrub tortoise)
Lineage: Eukaryota; Metazoa; Chordata; Testudines; Testudinidae
Gene: GPR21
Product: G protein-coupled receptor 21
Exons: 2
Coding region: 398-1447 (349 amino acids)
Biological process (GO): G protein-coupled receptor signaling pathway
Cellular component (GO): membrane
Molecular function (GO): peptide binding; G protein-coupled receptor activity
Source: RefSeq, a predicted model, not a curated record